This is a messenger RNA of Aspergillus pseudonomiae, 1138 nucleotides long. RefSeq names its product mitochondrial 37S ribosomal protein bS6m. Gene Ontology annotation, cellular component: mitochondrial small ribosomal subunit; ribosome. The transcript is spliced from 3 exons. The coding region runs from base 37 to 402 and encodes 121 amino acids. Gene Ontology annotation, molecular function: structural constituent of ribosome; small ribosomal subunit rRNA binding. The record is from RefSeq and is a predicted model, not a curated record. Gene Ontology annotation, biological process: translation. NCBI's taxonomy places the organism in Eukaryota, Fungi, Ascomycota, Eurotiomycetes, Eurotiales, Aspergillaceae.
CUCCGACGCUAUCUCCCCCCCACACCGGUUGCGGCCAUGUUGUACGAGCUGAUUGCCAUUGUCCGUCCGGGCAGCCUCCACGAGGUCCGAGAAAUUGCCCGUAAUGCCGGCAUUCAGGUCCUGCGCUCCGGCGGCGUAGUCCGCGGAUACACCAACUGGGGCACCUUCCGACUCCCCAAGCCCACCACAAAGCACCAGGCCCGAUACACGGAAGGCCACCACUUCAUCAUGCGCUUUGAUGCCUCUGGCCCCGUACAGAUGGCUGUCCGCAGAACCCUCGGCCUCGACCCCCGGAUGGUUCGCUUCUCGGUUGUCAAGCUGGGCGACAAGCUUGAAGACAUCAAGGAUGUCCAGGGCAAGGUUGAAUGGAACAACGCACGCAACAUUUCCGAGUCUAUCUAGAAGAGGUCGCUUCUCUGACUACGAAUUGAAUGGAUGAGAUGAAGAAGAGCCGUUGUACAGCUCGUCUAAGUUGUUGAUUUGUAUUCGGACAUUGACGGACAUUGCCGGUUCACUGUAUUAUUGGGAUUGAGGGUUGUGUUUUUGUACUAUCAUACCAGCAUCGCAGGCGCACAUAUAUAUCACAUAAUUGGGUUUCACUUUGAGGUGCCAUUCUACGCCGUACACCUGUCCAGAUUCUCCACAGGCUGCUCAGCAUGACACGUGACUUAGAUCCUGGGUCUCAAACCGCAGCGCUAUCAUAGUCCAGUUUGAGAUGGCUUCACUCUCGCGUAUUAGACUUUAUGCUAGUUCAUUACCACGAUAUGAUCUGCGCAUCGGGACAUUUGGUUGGCAGCAUGUGCUUUGCGGAAGUAGUUUCCGAUUCCUUUUAUGCCAAAUCACUCUGUGAUAUAAAUAUCCCAUGUUAUACUUGGCACACGCAGUUUGUCCUCCGGGUAGCUAUUUUACAGGGGUUGAAUCCUCCACAAAGCUGGCAAAGCCAUCUAUAUCUUGAGAUUCACAAUGAAGGCGGCGGAGACCUCCAGCCGAUCAACCGAGGUUCCCCCAUAGUCACAUCGGGUAAGGCGGUCAUGCGUCGCGCCAAUCCGAGGACUUACAUAUAGUACUAGUAACACAUCAGCUGCGAGCCGGAUUAGAUUAUCUCCUAUUCCACUCUCCUGCUCAUAGAUAUCCGGAG